AUGGAGACAACAUCUCUAAGAGGGUUGGCAUUUGUUCCCCUACUUUGGGCAAGGGAAGGUGUUGGUGUAAGGACAGUGCCAGUGCUUGCUGAGGCUGCCAUUAGUGUUGCUGCCAUGGCUUUCAAAUAUGAUUACAUGAAUCGCCAGUCAUAA
This is a messenger RNA of Sphenostylis stenocarpa, 153 nucleotides long. Lineage: Eukaryota; Viridiplantae; Streptophyta; Magnoliopsida; Fabales; Fabaceae. The record is from the annotation of a GenBank genome assembly.